This is a messenger RNA of Theobroma umbraticum, 794 nucleotides long. Its product is annotated as CASP-like protein 1B2. NCBI's taxonomy places the organism in Eukaryota, Viridiplantae, Streptophyta, Magnoliopsida, Malvales, Malvaceae. The record is from RefSeq and is a predicted model, not a curated record.
UUGCUAUAGCUUCUGUUGUAUAUCCCAUAUAUCCAUCCAUGGCUCCACAAAGUGGAACUGAGAAACCAAUGUUUGCGUACAGUUCUAUUACCUGCCAGGCAAAGAGUGGGUGGAGUUGGACCUUGGUGGGGCUGAGACUGCUGGCGUUUCUUGCCACAGCUGCCGCAGCUGUCGUGAUGCUACUCAACAAACAAACCAAAACUCUUGUGAUUGCCACCGUUGGGACCACCCCUGUCAAACUUACUCUCACGGCCAAGUUUCACCACACCCCAGCAUUUGUGUUCUUUGUUGUAGCUAACGGACUGGCCAGCAUCCAUAACUUGCUAAUGCUAAUGGUGGAUUUGUUCGGGAGCAAGGUUGAUUACAAGGGACUCCGAUUUGCCAUGAUUGCCAUUUUGGACAUGCUGAACGUGACGUUGGUGUCCGGUGGAGCGAACGCGGCGCUGUUCAUGGCGGAGCUGGGCAAGAAUGGGAAUUCCCAUGCGAGGUGGGAUAAGAUUUGUGAUAAAUUCGGAAGGUUUUGUCACCGUGGCGGCGGAGCUCUCAUCGCCUCAUUCGCUGCUCUAGCUCUAAUGCUUGUCAUCUCUGUCAUCUCCAUAGUUAAAGUUCUCAAGUCCAGUAAAUAAAUGCUCGUUAUGUUCUUCUUCUUCGAUCCUAAACACUAAACACUAAACCUCGAUCAUUUGUAACGCACCUCAACUUUAAUUAUAUUUAAUUAUUUUCAAUUUAUAUUGUCAUAUAAAAAAUAUUGUCAAAUUCGAUGUUCAAUGAACGUAUAUAAAAUCUCUUGUCCG